AUGGACGAUUGGGAGCUCGUCCGCUACGCGCUUGAGAGGCGCCAAUACCUUGUCGCCAUGUGGAUCACGCUGCACAAACCGCGCUUCAUUGCCUCCUUUGUCGCCUCGGCGAGGGUCAUGGGCUGGCCCGUAAUCGCGCUUGGCGUGGCCCUCGUCACCUUCACAGUCGUGAUAAUCGCGCGCAACGUAGUCCCGGUGCUCGCCACACCGGGCACUGUUUCUUACGGGCUCCUGCAGGCCCUUGUUGUACUGGUCUCCUUCAACAUCUACGUGAACUACUUCUGCGCGACAACCUUCUCGUGGCAAAUUGGCAAAGCCCCGGCAGAGUACGCGUAUCGGGACCCGCACGCUACCAACCCGGCCGAUGCUCCUCACGUCGACUCCAAUUCCUCGGAGGACAGUCAUGAGGACAGCGAGCAUGCAAAUGAUGGUGGCCAACGGAUCUCUCGUAAUGCGCAAGAGAUGAGCUUUGUUGCACCCCGUCUUCAGUUAGCACAGCACGCGUUUUCCUCUCCGCACAAAGGCGCGGAGGCGCCUGGAGGCACCUUUGACGUUACUCUCAACGCCUCCUCAUCGCCUCGAGUCCCUUUGCCGGCUGUUACAGGUGGGGCUGUGUCGUCGCGACCACCGCUCCCGGCGACCAACUUCGCCGGGAUCCGUGUUGUGCACGUCUAUAGAGGUUGUGAUAGCGCGGACAGAGAUGCUGCCGUCACAGUGCCGCUAAGCCAGCCAAACACCGCUGUAGUCCAUCGGAGAGGUGGCAUGGGAUCGCUGCUCUCUUGUCCCAUCAGCCUUACCCGGCGUGCAAGGGCUGUUUGUCCUGAGCGAGAGUGCCACUUGGGCUGCAUGCCGUAUCAUUCAAGGGUAGAGGCAUCUCUGGCCACUCUUCUCGAGCUCGAGACGCUUGCGGGAGUCGCUGAGCACUACCCGCCGCAGCUGCGAGCUGCUCGCGUGCUGGACGCGCCGCGGCGCUACUGUCACCACUGCCGCCGCCUGAAGGCGCCACGCGAGCACCACUGCGUCAUAUGCGACGAAUGUAUCGCAAAAAUGGACCACCAUUGCCCGUGGAUCAACAACUGCGUCGGCGCGGAGAACCAGCGCUACUUUCUGCUGCUUGUCUGGUGGCUCUGGGCAGGGACGCUGCUGGCCUCCACCUUCAUGGGGUACGGUUACAUACAUGAGCGCAGCAACGCCCGCAAGCUGAGGCAUCUGCGCAGGCAGUGGAGGACAUCACCGUACAAGGCCGCCGUGGAGGCGGAACUGCGUGCGCUGCGCAUGCCCUACGGCCCUGCUGGUGUGCUUCUCACAUCGUCCUUGGCGAUCCUUACCUUGGGCCUGACGGUUAUAAUUUUUCUCUGCAUGUCGCUCUUCCUGUACGUCAACCAGCGCCUGGUGCUGGAGAACACAACGGCGAUUGAGUGCAUCUACGUGGAUGAGAAGCGCAAACGCGUAUACCAGUCCACAGACUUUACGUACCGCAACCCGUACGACUUGGGGAAAUGGCUGAACUUUGUCGACCUCUUCUCCCCCGCGCGUGACCCCUUUGUGAGGAUGGAGCUGGAGGCGGAGGCGGAGACAGCUCGGAAGGCCACUGUCAGUCGCCCUGGCGGUUGGGCAAGCGACCGUGGGCCGAGAUGGAGGAGCACCGCAAGACAAUUGGUGCAGCGCCUGGCCGUUGUCGUGUGGCUCACCGGCUUUCCGACCUUCCGGCCAAUCUACGGAGAUGGGGUGCACUACCCCAUCUUCGACUCGCUUGCCUCUGGCGAGCCGCAUCCGCUACUGGCGGUGUAG
Leishmania braziliensis MHOM/BR/75/M2904 is the source of this 1791-nucleotide messenger RNA. Its product is annotated as zinc finger domain-like protein. The transcript has a single exon. Gene Ontology annotation, molecular function: palmitoyltransferase activity. The record is from RefSeq and is a predicted model, not a curated record. Bases 1 to 1791 code for a protein of 596 amino acids. Lineage: Eukaryota; Euglenozoa; Kinetoplastea; Trypanosomatida; Trypanosomatidae.